AUGGAAAUGGCAGCGGAGGGCGAGGCAGCGACGGAAGCUGAAGCGGCAAAGGGCGCAGAGGAGGAGCCGACGGAGAAGCAGUGUCGCUACUGCCUCGGUGGAGAAGCUGAGGAUGCAACAUUUGUGGCUCCCUGCCGGUGCCGCGGUGGUCAGCGCUGGGUUCACUUGGAAUGCCUGCGUCGCUGGCAGCGAUCGAUCUUGGUCACGCAGCCCACGCACCCGGCCUUUUACCACGAGGAUCGCCGGAUGUCUCAUUGCUGCGUUUGCACAGAGCGCUUCUCCUGUCCCCUCCCUUCGCGGCACGAGAUGAUGAUGAGCUUCACAGGUGCUGAGCUGGCAGCCCUGGUCCAGGAGCAGUGCCUGAUUUGCUCGUCUGAGUCAUGGUCGGCUGCCUUGCGAUCACGGCUGCACGCGGGGCUUGACCGCCUUGACCGCCGCAGCAUCUCAAACUUGGUUCACUGGUGCCGGGGGGUUUACUUGAUUUACUAUUGCGGGGCCAAGCAGCUGGUUCUCAGCAUUCCGGACGAGGCGAACCGAACGGCAGUCCUGCAGAAUCUGGACAGUUCUGGACAGAUUGAGGUCCAAGGUCGGAAGUAUGAGAUGCUUAGCGAGGGCCCUUUGUCUCACCUUCCGCGAGCACAGCCAGCGGAGCCUAGGUCUGGGGACAGAGGUGACAGAACUGACGAGGCCUCAGAAGCCGAAGCCUCCGAGUGCUUGGGGCGAGCUUCGACGCCUUCGAGGGGAGCUGCUUGGGUUCGAGAGGCAGUCCAGCAGGAAUCCUCGAGUCGAUCCCGUCUCUCACGCCUUUUCGAAGCUUUGAAAGCUAUCCACUUACCCGCGGACGUGACACUGCAAUGCGUCGGCGAUGUCCAGGAUGCCAGCGAUGACAGCAUCCGUGCCGUUAAUUUAAGCAACCGUAUCUCGCCAGAAGACCUUCCCAGCGCAGUGCAGGCAGGAAUGCGGAAAAUCGCACGAGCAGCGAGGCUCCCUGGUGGCAAUUUGCCUCCAUCUGUACAGCUGGAGCAUUACCUCGGCGGUCCCUGUGCACCUAGCCAAUGCCACGUCUUUCUUCCAGUCGGUGGGCCCGAUGGUGUGAUACCCCCUUUACCGUCGGGAUUCAACUUGCUUGGCGAUUUAAACAUUGCCGUCGGUACUGAUCUGGCAGCGGCCUUCCAUGCCUUGAGCGGUGUGCGCGGCUGGUCUACAGAUACGGUGAACAGGCAGGACGACGAGCCUCCCAGAAAGGUGCCCAGGGUUGGCCAGCAAGGAGAGCUGGCGCAAGACCUGGCGCAUGUUGACGAUGCUGGCGAUGGUGGCUGCAUGGGGCAUAUCCCACAUGCAGAGGAUACCGACGCAGAGAACACCCUUGCAGAGGAGGACGAGGAGCAGUCUGACGAUGGCUCCGAUUUCUGGGGAAGAAAUGCUGGCGAACUUGCGGCUACACCUCCACCUGAUGACUCGUCCGAAGAUGAUGAUGACCAAGAUGCAGUGCUGGCUUUCGAUACUGCUGAGACGGUUGCGGGCAUUGCAGCAGAACAUAUUUUGAGACGGGUGUCAGAGCAUGCAGCACAAAACCAGCCAGAGUCAGCACAGCAGGAGUCUGAAGAAUCGGCAGCCGCCAUGAGGCCAUUGAAGGUCUUUUGGGGGGAGGCGCGAUGGCAGCGAACGCAGCUUCUUGGGGAAUUGGCUAGAGGUGACUGGGGCCUGUGCCGAGCAAAAGCAGGAGACUUGCUGCAGAGCGGGUUGUGGCCGCAGCUCAUCCAAGACCAGAGGCCAGUGGUGGCCCCACGGAGCGAAAUGACGCGCAGCCAAACAGCUGACGCCAUGGAGCUGGAGCUUCACCUCCGAAGGGCCCGCCGCGCCCUCGCGGACAAUUGCCGCAUGCAUGAGUGGUUGCCUGGCCACGUCUCUGCCUGCACGCUCUCGCUUCUUCCAGGGCGUGAUGAGGUGGUUCAGCUGGCGUUCAACGGACCUUUAGGUUGGACCUUCAGUCUGAACCUUCGAAGAAGGUGGAGUCGUAACGACACUGGGGCACGCCUUCUUCUUUGUGUUGAGGAGCCGCCUCUGCACAACAGGCUCCGAGAUGUGCAGGGCUUCGAAGGCUUCGCAGUCCAGCAGUUGGCCGAGGGCUCAUGUCUUGUUUGGUGGCUUUGCGCCUUGCCGCUGAUGCCGUGGGCACCCCGGAAGGUGCAGGAGGAGCUGGUUGCACAACGCGUGUCCUCGCUCGCCGGCUUUCGGGAGUGGUGCCAGUUCUGCGCCGCCAGGAGCUCCGGCACGAAGACGCAGCCGGCGCAGCCUGGCAGGCUGCAGCGCAGCUUUAGCGGAAGCCUCGGCUCGACUGGCGGCAUGCUCAAAGACAGCGUGCAGCUCCAGGUGUUUCCGCAAAUGCUGCGUCCCUUUUGCCGGGCUGCAGGUGCGCUGCAAGCCCCGGCAGAGUUGGACCGCAGCGCCCUGUCCGCAGACAUCCUGAAACAGAUGCUUUGGGAAGCGGCUUGGGGGGAGCGUGAGGUACGUCUGUCAUCCAGACCUCACGGGCUGUUGCCGCAGGCGGGUGGCGAUUUUGCACAGCGAUACGCAUCGCGCUGGGCAUUCGCCGCGAGAUUCCUGACAGGUGCAGGAUCCUUGGACCACGCGCGGGAUAGGCUGCUUCUCGUCAUCGCUUUCAUGGUCGCCGGUCUGCACUUGGCCGCAGCCGGAUAUCCCUUCCUGCCAUGGGUGGACCUUGGCUGCUGCUCGGGCAGGCAGUCCGCCGUCCUCCCCGAGGAUUGUGCUGCCUCCCUGGAGGUCGACUGCCGAGCAGCUCCCGGAAUCCGCGUGCCGCAGCGAGCGGCGUUCGAGGUGACCGGGCGAAGCGGCUGCGGGUUUCGAAUUUUUGGUGAAGAUGAGGUUAGCUGUGAACUGCAGCUUCCCGGCAGUUUCUGCUUCACCGAGAAGGGCUCGACAACCGCACCUCGGACUGAGAUGUUUGGUAAGAGACCUUUGCUUUGCUAG
This is a messenger RNA of Symbiodinium natans, 2991 nucleotides long. The record is from the annotation of a GenBank genome assembly. NCBI's taxonomy places the organism in Eukaryota, Dinophyceae, Suessiales, Symbiodiniaceae.